Messenger RNA from Daphnia magna, 4006 nucleotides. It is a transcript of the gene toy, whose product is annotated as paired box protein Pax-6. The record is from RefSeq and is a predicted model, not a curated record. NCBI's taxonomy places the organism in Eukaryota, Metazoa, Arthropoda, Branchiopoda, Diplostraca, Daphniidae. Gene Ontology annotation, biological process: regulation of transcription by RNA polymerase II; anatomical structure development. Gene Ontology annotation, molecular function: DNA-binding transcription factor activity, RNA polymerase II-specific; RNA polymerase II cis-regulatory region sequence-specific DNA binding. The transcript has 10 exons. The coding region runs from base 1006 to 2484 and encodes 492 amino acids.
CGCCAAAGGGCCACGCUCGGCAGACCGUGGAACGUGUCCAGUCAGCUAUUCAGCCGUGGACCGAUAUCCCAGGCAUAUCCCCUCUUAGAGCCGAGUUUCAGUGUCGCCGCCGUGGAGCGAGCAGCCGAGUGCUUAAUGAGCGCAGACAAGCGUUGAUCAUCGCUGUUCAACGAUUUUCUUUUCAUUUUCCGUCCGAUUGUCUAUCCCACUGAAGCGACGCGUUUUCAGUGCGGCCACCGUCGUCCCCCUCUUUUUCGUUUCACACGUCGUACAGCCCUGAAAAAGAUCCGCUUGUUUUUCUAUUGCCACCGUCGAUAUUCGAUUAGCGUUUUGCUUCGCGUUUCGAAUGCGCUCCUCCAAUCCUAUCGGUGACUCUCUGUGAUCGUUUCGUUCGUGGCCUAAUAUGCGCUCUGUGUGUGUGUCGUUCUUGUAUUAGAACGCGUUGAGAAAUACGAACUCAUCCGCCGGUUAACCGCACCAAAGUUCCUCCAUUCGACGCAUCAAUUGCAAGAGAAAAGGAGGGACCUUUUUCACGUCAACUGUAUUUUUGUUUUUUGUUUUUUUUCUAAAUAUACGUGCACCAGUUAAUGAACGGAAAAGCAGCUGAAGACACACGACGAUAAAGAGGAAAACGAGACUUGUGUUGAGUGCCGGCGAAAGAAGAAAACGGAAGACAGUGAUUUUUGUUUGUUUUUACCUUGGCAUACAGCAUCACGGUCGAUUGGCGCAGUGAUUGACUCUUUGUCACCCGAGCGAUUAGCGUGUGCACGCAGAGGCAAGCGCGUGCGCGUGCAAAACGUCACCACACCAUCACGCUUCAACAGCUAGUGACAAACAUUCAAAUCAGCAUCUGCUGUUGCAGACUCAUAACCAUCAAAUUUAUCCACUCGACCGGGGGGCUUAAUCAUCCCCCAACCCCCUUUCCAUUCUGCGUUCAUUCAUUUCUUUGUCACCAAGUCGUACCCCCCCAAAGCCUCCAAAAUUCAAGCCUUCAGCGAAGCCAGCAUGCCGCACAAAGCUGAUUUUUGUUUCCACCAUUCAGGGCAUAGCGGCGUCAAUCAGCUGGGUGGAGUUUACGUCAACGGCCGACCGCUGCCGGACUCGACCCGACAGAAGAUCGUCGAGCUGGCCCACUCUGGUGCCCGGCCGUGCGACAUCUCGCGCAUCCUCCAGGUCUCCAAUGGAUGCGUCUCUAAAAUACUCGGAAGGUAUUACGAGACGGGGUCGAUAAAACCACGUGCCAUCGGUGGCUCGAAACCUCGAGUGGCUACAUCUUGCGUGGUCACUAAAAUCGCCGAUUACAAGCGAGAAUGUCCAUCCAUCUUCGCCUGGGAGAUUCGCGAUCGUCUGCUAUCCGAAGGCGUUUGUAACAACGACACCAUUCCUAGCGUUUCUUCGAUCAAUCGGGUGCUAAGGAAUUUGGCGGCGCAGAAGGAGCAGCAAUCGGCUGCGGCGGCCAGCGAGUCGGUUUACGAUAAAUUGCGCAUGUUCAACGGGCAGGCUGGCGGAUGGGCGUGGUAUCCAGGUGCUCCGCCUCCAACCCACCCGGCUCUAACUCUGCCUCACGGUCACGUUCCGACUACACCGAUACCGAGCGGCGGGCAUCACCUGAUUCGCGAUGAUCCGCACAAAAGAGACUGCAACGAUGGCAACAUCUCCGACGGCAAUUCUGACUUGCACAACUCAUCGGGCGAUGAAGAUCCUCAGAUGCGGCUGCGACUCAAGAGGAAGUUGCAGCGCAAUCGCACUUCGUUCACCAACGAACAAAUUGAAAGCCUCGAAAAAGAAUUUGAACGGACUCACUAUCCAGAUGUUUUCGCCCGUGAACGACUCGCUGAAAAAAUUGGUCUACCUGAGGCUCGUAUUCAGGUAUGGUUUAGCAAUCGACGGGCCAAGUGGCGGCGGGAAGAAAAAUUGCGCAACCAGCGCCGUGGACCCGAAUCGACGAGUGGCAGUGGCAGUAGCGUAGGCGGCGUUGGCUCGUCUUCGUCGGCGGCGGCUGCAGCCGCAGCUGCCGCCGCGGCCACGGGCCGUCUCAACAGCAUCAAUUCGGGCCUCAACAGCAUGUACCCGAGCUUGAGUCAACCUCUUGCAUCCAUGGCGGAACCUUACAGUUCAAUGGCGACAUCGCUAAGCACGAUGGGCGGAAUGGGAGGUAGUUGCGGUCUUCAACAGCGUGAUCCAGCCACGGCGGCCGCCUAUCCGUCUUACAUGUUUGCCCAUCACGGUGGCGAUCCGCUCAGCUCGUUGCAGUCGUCGUACAAUCAACAUCAACGUGCGGCAGCCGCGGCCGCCGCUUGCAGCGCUGCCCAGGCCUCGUCGGCCGCUUCGGCUCACAGUUACGCUGCCGCCAGCAGCGCUCACGCUCAAACAGAUGCUGUAUAUCGUUUAGGUGUCAUUUCGGCUGGCGUCUCGGUGCCCUUGCAGAUACCCAGCCAUCAGGGAUCCGACAUUGCGGCUAACUAUUGGCAUCGUCUCCAGUAAUCUUGGCUGGAGGACAUCAUCGCACCGACUGUCUGACGAUUCCAAAUUCUGAGCGAAAAUAGUUGUGGAUUGCAGAGUAGGCAAGAAUAACUAGACACCCAUUUCAUUCUUUGUUAUGUUUUCUUGGAACAGUUUGCGCGCGUUUUUAUUUUUCAUUUUCUACUCGUUUCGUUCGCACCCAAUUUCUUCUAUUAUUAUUAUUUAUGCGUUGGCAAUUUGCGAGCUAUACUUGGCUCGUUCGACGUGUUUUCAAAAACUCUAGUGUUCGAUUUUGUCAGCGUUUCUGAUACACGCCCCGAGCUCUACGCGUAUUUAGAUUCUUUAAGUAAACGAUAUUAUUGGUGAAUGAAAAAUAACCCAAAACUUUGCAAAACAUUUUUUUUGCUUACUGCCAUUAUUAUUAUUUUUUUUUUCAUCGUUUCGUUGUUAUUCCCCUCCGCUGGUCACGCCCUCGUUACACACUAUACAAGGUGUUGUAUCAGGCAUUUGUGACAGCGAGAUAGACUUUCCUCCAGUGGUUGUGUCCAGGAUGAAUUUUCAUUACUAUGUUCGUGCGGAUCCUUUUUUUUUUUUUUCUUUCAUAAGAAUAGAUCUAAUAUACAUAUUAUACAGUACAUAACCUAUACAUCCCAUAAGGCUACCAUUCAUAUUGAUACAUAUAGGUGGCAAGUGGGCAGCAUUUCUCCGUUUGCCGUGCGUUUUUUUGGAACUCUUUUUUUGUUUUUUUGGCAUUCUAUUAUUCUAUUACUAUCGAUGAUCUAUUGAAUAAUGAGUUGAUUUUCUUUAUUUGGAUGUCCAUCGAUCAUUGGAUUGAUCACUCUGAUUGUCUAUUCAAUAUUUCAUUUCUAUCAUCUCAUCGACCCAAAUCCGCGUGAUUUCGUUUCUCUGUUUUUCUUCGCCUGUGUGUCUGUGUACAUUUGGUCGACUGCCAACAUGUAUUUAUAUGGUCGUAUAUUUAGUUCCCUUUUUAAUCUUUGGGACACAGCGUUGUAAACUACCCAAUUAUCAUGCUGGCUAUCGAAUGAAUAGCGUGUCAGGUAUGACACAUCGAAUACGUUUCUUCCACGAGCUCUCACCUCCCUUUCAUACGAUACGUUUCUCGAGAAAAACAAAUUUAAAAAACAAAACAAAACAAACUAUAAAACGUAGGUAGUGAAAUCGACAAAAUAAAGUCGGUUGUUUAUUUUACUGCGUCGAAUCAAAUGCUUUCGCCUGAUGUUCAUCCGAUUUAAUCGAAAUUCUUUGGUUUCCCAGCUAGCCCCGUGGACUAUUUGUUUUUUUUACCGUCUACAGUUUUCUUUCAAAAUGCCAUUUUAUGUUCAUUUGCAUUUGUUUCGUUUGUUCCUUUUUUUUAUCCUCACUGCCCCCCCAGAACCCGGCUCGUUGUGUUUACAAGUUGCUCUUCAACAUUUCCUAUUCCGACACUAUUUCGUAUACAUCACUUUCUUCAUUCUCUGUCCCAUUCCAUCUUUCGUCUUUGUUGUCUCUCGGUGUGUCAAUACAAUUUAUAUGGCUUGAAAAA